AUGCCAACAGUAGUCACGUCUCAACCAGGAGUGCCUGUCAGAGCAGCCCGUCCAGAAGCUAUCUUGAUUGUUCUCUUCCUUAUCAUAGGUCUAUACGUAUUCUUACAAGGUAAACGAGGUUCCUCAAAAGGUGGAAGUGGGAAUGACGAUCGAUCCGACACUCGUGCGAGGAGGGCAAGGGGUGGAGAGGGAGAUAGCGAUCUGGAAAGUGGUAAAUCCGAUCCACGAAGGCGAAGGGAGAAACGUAAAAGAAAUCCAGGCGAUGGCAAUAAUUCUGAAUCAAGUUCGGGCGAUGACAAUGAUCAGAAACGUGUAAAACAGAAAGAAGAAGAUCGAAACGCGAGAGAAGCCGAAGCGGAAGCUAAAGCCAAAGUCAAAGCCAAAGCCGAAGCCGAAGCUCAGCAGAAACCAGAACAACAACAAAACCCAAAUGAUAAUGACAAAGUACCUGAUAUGCCACCUUUGACAUCUAAACCGUUAUCUGAUGUCAAAUGGGAGCGAGAUGCAAAUAAGAGACCUGAAAGACCGAGUGGUAGAUCGCCACCUGUAUUAUUGAAGAGGGAUGAAGAUAAUCGAUGGAUUCGACCACCUUUAUCAGGUAAAAAAGGUGUAUCAUUUGAUGAUGGUGGUAAACAAGGAAACGAGUUGAAAACUUUCGCAUCUUUUAACCCAACAGAUGCUCCCAACGUCAUUUACGAUCAAACUCAUACAGAUAUAUUAAGAAAUCAUAUUUCAAAGGAGAGAGGUAGAGAUGAUGAUUCUCUCGAGGGUAAAAUUGAUGGAUCACAAUCGCCAUUAAAUGAUUUAUCGAAAAUUCCUGAUUCGAAAAUCAGUUCCAAAUUAAUUAGUUUGAUGCAAAAAGCUGAAUUUCUUUGUUUAUAUGAUCAUUUAGAUCUAUUGGGUAAAAUCAAUCCCAAAACGAAGAAAAAAGUCUUGAGGGAUAUGUUAAAAGAUCAAUGGAUACCUAAUCAAGGACCAAUACCUGAAAUUAUUUUUGACGUGAUACAACAGAUGUUGAUUGAGAAAGUAGUUGAUUUACCUCUGAUCAUGUCUGCACAGUGUUGUCCAGAUCAACCUGACGAGAACUAUCCUCCGAAUAAAGAAAAAAAUGGAUUUCCAGGUAUAUCAAGAGAAGAAACCAUGAAUAAUUUCGCCAGUGAUCAUUUGUUGAAAAUGGGUUUUUCAAGAGAUGAGAUUUUCAACGACUUGAAAUUCGAACAAUGGAAAAAACUGAAAUUACCUGAAAUCAAAACAUUAGUUUAUGAUUGGACUACCAACAAGGUCCGAAAUGAUUCAGCUGAACAGUUGAAUGCUGUAAGAUUAUUACUGAGUUAUUUUAUGCCUCGUUACCGUGCGACUGAAUCUUACAGACAUGAGCAUUUCAACGCGAGGAAAAAAGUCAGAGGAUUGGAAAAAUCAAUUGGACCGAUCAAUAAUGGUUUGAUCAAUUGGUUGAGAUAUAUAGGUAAAUCGUUUGUCAUAGCGAGGAUGUUCUCACCUGCCGGUGCAGAUUUACAUGAUUUGUCAUUGAGGAUCAGUUUUUCACCUAGAAGAGAAAUCGUCGGUCUGAUCGCGGAUUAUACUUAUUUCAUGCCUAGAGUUGAAAGAUCACCCAAUGAAAUAGCGCAUGGGUUAGCAAGAUAUCAGAGAGUAUUUGAAAGAGCAAAAUAUCUAGCUCUACGUUGGGUCGAUCAUUUGAAUUCAAAUGUUUAUCCACAAUCAAACGGUACCAAAGGUUUAUUCUCUGAUUUGUAUCCUUUCCAUAUUAACAGAUUAACUUUCAGACCUGGUAUAUCUUGGCAAAACCUCGAUCCAAAGUUAAUAAACGAUUCCUUGUUGAAUUCAGGCUCAAGCUCAAGCGAAGAUGACGAUGAUGGACGAUCAAAAGUUUUCAUGAACGUAUCAAAUUCCAUGAUUGAAAACCUGCAUGAACAGUGCAAAGAAGCAGGUUCGGCGGGAGAUAGUUUUCAGAGAUUAUAUAGGAUACCUCCUUUUCAGAUCAUAAGAAUCAAUAACAAAAGACAAUUUCAUUGGCUCAAGCAGCCAGUAUCGUAUACGCAACAGAACCAAAUCAUGAACGACAAAUUCGAUGAUAUGACGUUCCACGCGAUCCUCACUUUGAUCGGUCCCGCAUUGAAGUCCAUUAAAUUAAGUGAAGAUUUCGAAUUUGGAGGUAAAGCGAUCAAAGAUCCUGAAUCAGUAAUGACAUUUCAAUAUUUACAGAAAUAUUGUCAAGUCCAAGCUAUUGAUUUUGGUGGUAUUAUACCUAUCGAACAAGGUUCCGAAACACCACCUAAAUUCCUGAAUAUUGAUUAUUUCAGAGGAUUAAAAGGUAUCUUAUUACCUCUUACAUUAUCAAAUCCACAUCAAUCAUCCGUUUCAUCACAGAAUCGGAACCAGAAUCAGAAACAGGUUCAACCAAGUUCAGCUGAUAUAGUAAUCAAACAACAAUGGGGUCUGAAUAAAAACUUGUAUACUCCAGAAGCUAUUACAAUCACCUUUCACGGUUCGUCGAUGAAACAAAGAGAAAGGUUUUUCAUCGAGUUGAGUCAAAAUAUCAUCGAUGAGAUCAAAAUUUGGAUAAAGGAAACUGAUUCUAUGGAUGAUAACAAUCGAGUCAAGUCAUACAUAAUGGAUAAAUUGGAGAUGAGUGUCAAAAUGGUCAAAAGACAAAUCAAGUUUGUUCUCAUUUCACCUGAAUCUCAAAGUGCUGAAAGAACAGGAAGACAAGGUGCUUUGGAUGAUUUCGAAAUUCCAGAUCAAUUGAUCCCUCCCGGUUUGAGAGGAUGA
Molecule: messenger RNA, 2790 nt
Organism: Kwoniella shivajii
Lineage: Eukaryota; Fungi; Basidiomycota; Tremellomycetes; Tremellales; Cryptococcaceae
Exons: 1
Coding region: 1-2790 (929 amino acids)
Source: RefSeq, a predicted model, not a curated record